AACGUGUUCAUUUUUAGAACCCGCGUCUAAACCCUCCGUUUCGCCUCCAAGCCGGCAAAACCUAACUAGUUCAGAUCUCAAUCCCUCCGCUCUCUCCUCCGUCUGUUGCUCAGAUGGCGGCAAUGCUGCAACCCCAGAUCAUACUGUUGAAGGAAGGGACGGACACCUCGCAGGGGAAGGCGCAGGUCGUGAGCAACAUCAAUGCUUGCACCGCCGUGGCGGACGUGGUUCGCACGACGCUGGGUCCACGAGGAAUGGACAAACUCAUCCACGAUGAUAAGGGGAAUACCACCAUAUCCAAUGAUGGCGCCACCAUCAUGAAGCUGCUUGAUAUUGUCCAUCCUGCCGCCAAGAUUCUCGUUGACAUCGCCAAGUCUCAGGACUCUGAGGUUGGUGAUGGGACAACAACAGUGGUGCUUUUGUCUGGUGAGUUCCUAAAGGAGGCAAAACCUUUUAUUGAAGAUGGAGUUCAUCCCCAAAAUCUUAUUCGAAGUUACCGGACUGCAUCAUUUUUGGCCAUCAACAAAAUUAAAGAUCUUGCCGUAAGCAUAGAGGGAAAAAGUCUUGAAGAGAAGAAAUCCUUGCUGGCUAAAUGUGCAGCUACUACACUUUCUUCAAAGUUAAUUGGUGGUGAGAAGGAGUUUUUUGCAAACAUGGUUGUGGAGGCUGUCCUUGCAAUUGGCAAUGAUGAUAGGCUUAAUUUGAUUGGGAUAAAAAAGGUCCCUGGUGGCAACAUGAGAGAUUCAUUUCUUGUUAAUGGUGUUGCUUUUAAAAAGACAUUCUCUUAUGCUGGUUUUGAGCAGCAGCCAAAGAAAUUUUUAAACCCCAAGAUUCUUUUGUUGAACAUUGAGUUGGAGUUGAAGUCAGAGAAAGAAAAUGCAGAAAUCAGGCUUUCUGACCCUUUACAAUAUCAAUCAAUCGUUGAUGCUGAAUGGAAUAUCAUAUAUGACAAGCUAGAUAAGUGUGUUAAAAGUGGAGCAAAAAUUGUCCUAUCAAGAUUAGCAAUUGGUGAUCUUGCAACUCAGUAUUUUGCUGAUCGGGAUAUUUUCUGUGCUGGCCGUGUCAUGGAGGAAGAUUUACAACGUGUUGCUGCUGCAACAGGUGGAACUGUUCAAACCUCUGUCAACAAUGUCAUUGAUGAGGUACUUGGAUCUUGUGAAGCAUUUGAAGAAAGACAAGUUGGGAAUGAACGAUUCAACAUUUUUAGCGGUUGCCCUUCUGGUCAGACUGCUACGAUUGUUCUCAGAGGUGGUGCUGAUCAGUUCAUUGAAGAAGCAGAAAGGAGCCUUCAUGAUGCCAUUAUGAUAGUUAGGAGAGCUUUAAAGAACUCUACCAUUGUGCCUGGUGGUGGUGCUAUUGAUAUGGAACUAAGCCGGUAUUUGAGGCAGCAUGCCCGUACAAUAGCUGGCAAGUCGCAGCUAUUUAUCAAUUCAUUUGCCAAAGCUCUUGAGGUCAUUCCACGUCAACUUUGUGACAAUGCUGGAUUUGAUUCUACAGACAUCUUGAACAAACUAAGACAGAAACAUGCAUCUGGGGAAGGUGCAAAUUAUGGUGUGGACAUUAAUACGGGUGGAAUUGCAGAUUCAUUUGCAAACUUUGUAUGGGAGCCUGCUGUUGUGAAAGUCAAUGCUAUAAAUGCUGCAACUGAAGCUUGUUGUCUUAUCUUAAGCGUGGAUGAAACAGUGAAAAAUCCCAAGUCGGAGAGUGCUCAAGGUGAAGCUGCUGCAAGUGCAAUGGCUGGCCGUGGUAGGGGUGGAGCAAACUUUCGUGGCCGUGGCGGAAGAGGCAUGCGGAGACGGUGAUUUCCAACACCAUAUCCAACUUCUUGUUUUAGCCUUAUGGAGCGUUGUGCUUUUUUUUCCCCUCCCUCAUCUCGAUUUAUUUAAUUAACAUAUUAUGAGAUUUUUUUUUUUUGCUUUGGGAAACCAGUAUGAAUUGAAAUGUUCCUUUGUUGUCUUGGUAGUUAGGAUAUUGUUGCCGAUGCAUUGAUUUGUGUUUGUUGUGAAUGCAUUUGGAAUUGCAUUCUUAGAGACAAUUUUUGGUUACCAAGAUUCAUGGCAACGAAACUUGCUGAAAACCGAUCCUGUCUCAAAUUAUCAGGCCUGUAUAUUGUGACCCUUGUUAAGUCCUUUCUGCUAUGUAUCUUUAAACAAUUAGUGGUAGGAGAGUAAAGAGAGAGCAAUUGAGAUUGAAGGGGU
Messenger RNA from Zingiber officinale, 2198 nucleotides. RefSeq names its product T-complex protein 1 subunit eta. The transcript has 14 exons. NCBI's taxonomy places the organism in Eukaryota, Viridiplantae, Streptophyta, Magnoliopsida, Zingiberales, Zingiberaceae. Gene Ontology annotation, cellular component: chaperonin-containing T-complex. Bases 114 to 1802 code for a protein of 562 amino acids. Gene Ontology annotation, molecular function: ATP binding; ATP-dependent protein folding chaperone; ATP hydrolysis activity. The record is from RefSeq and is a predicted model, not a curated record. Gene Ontology annotation, biological process: protein folding.